Podarcis raffonei (Aeolian wall lizard) is the source of this 5847-nucleotide messenger RNA. RefSeq names its product gastrula zinc finger protein XlCGF26.1-like. Lineage: Eukaryota; Metazoa; Chordata; Lepidosauria; Squamata; Lacertidae. The record is from RefSeq and is a predicted model, not a curated record. The transcript is spliced from 3 exons. Gene Ontology annotation, molecular function: DNA-binding transcription factor activity, RNA polymerase II-specific; RNA polymerase II cis-regulatory region sequence-specific DNA binding. Gene Ontology annotation, biological process: regulation of DNA-templated transcription. Bases 367 to 2229 code for a protein of 620 amino acids.
GUCCUGGCUUUUAUAAGCCUAUACUGUACCUUCUUCCAGAAGGCAGAUGCUGAGGAAGGAAGGGUUAAAGCGAAGCGGAGGAGAGAGAUUCCUAGAGAGGAAGGAAAUUGGGAAAGGAGAGGGGGGAGCGUGUCCUCUAAAGCAAAGGACUUCACCCCUCCAGCUUUGCAAAAGGAACCUUGGAUAGAAGACGGAGGUUUGGUGCGCGCAAGGAGCGCAAAGAGAAGAAUUUUUUUGCAAGCCGGAAGCCGGUUGGUGCGCCUCCACCUGGGGAAAGUGGCCUUUAUCCUUUCCACCCGGGGUGUGUGUGGAUCUGGAUCCUGUGUCUUUGAAGCGGAGGCUGUACAUUUCACCGAGAAUACCCUGAUGGAUCCGGACCAAAGGGAAGCCCUGGAGGAGGAGAAGCCUGGAAUCGUGGCCUUUCUGGGACAUGACAGGAAAGAGAGGGAGAAUGAAGAUGAACCACACAGGGUGUUGUUAGACAGAACCGGAUGUGAAGAGGAGGAAGAAGGGAGAAGAAAACCUGAAGUGAAACACAUACUAAGCGAAUCCUCUGCUUUUCAGAGCGCUGAGAUUUCUGAAAUCCCAGUCCAAGAAAACAUAGCCGAAGGAGAGGAAAGGAGCCAGUGCCUUGUGUGUGGGGAAAGCUUUACCUGCAAAUUGAGCCACAUUGCUCAUUGGAAAAUCCACACAGGGGAGAAACCAUUUAAAUGUUCGGACUGUAACAAAAGCUUCAGCGAUAAGUCAACCCUUAGAAAACACCAGAGAAUCCACACGGGUGAGAAACCAUAUAAAUGCAUGGAGUGCGGACAGAGCUUCAGUCAGAGCACAAGCCUCACUUCCCAUCACAGAAUCCACACAGGGGAGAAGCCCUAUAAAUGCUUGGAGUGUGGAAAGUGUUUCAGCACUAGUAAAUAUCUCACGAUUCAUCAGAGAAUCCACACAGGAGAGAAACCAUUUAAAUGCCUGGAGUGUGGAAAGAGCUUUAACAGGAGAGAUGCUCUUACUUCACAUCAAAAAAUCCACACAGGGGAGAAAGCAUACAAAUGCUUGGAGUGUGGAAAGUGCUUCAGCAACAGCAAGUAUCUCACUUCACAUCAGAGAAUCCACACAGGGGAGAAACCGUUUAAAUGUUUGGAGUGUGGGAAGUGUUUUAAUAAGAGGGAUGGCCUUGUUGCCCACCAAAAUAUUCACAGAGGGGAAAAACCAUAUAAGUGUUUGGAGUGUGGGAAGAGCUUCAGCAGCAGCAAGUACCUGACUUCUCAUCAAAGAGUCCACACGGGAGAAAAACCUUUUAAAUGUGUAGAGUGCGGAAAGAGUUUCAGGCAGAAGAUAAAUCUCACUACCCAUCAACGAACUCACACAGGGGAGAAACCAUAUCCGUGCUUGAGGUGUGGAAAAAGUUUUAGCCAGCAGACUAACCUCACUGCACAUCAGAAAAUCCACACAGGGGAGAAACCCUAUAAAUGUUUGGAGUGCGGAAAGAGGUUUAAUCAUAGCACAAGCCUCACUCACCAUCAACAACUUCACACGGGAGAGAAACCCUAUAAGUGUGUGGAGUGCGGGAAGAGUUUCAGUACAAGCGCCAGCCUUACUUCACAUCAAAUUAUCCACACGGGGGAGAAACCCUAUAAAUGUUUGGAGUGUGGAAAGCGGUUUAGCGAUCGCAGAAACCUCCGUUCACAUCAGAGAAUCCACACAGGGGAGAAGCCGUAUGUGUGCUUGGAAUGUGGAAAGAGGUUUAGUCAUAGAACCAACCACAGCUCACAUCAAAAAAUCCACACAGGGGAAAAAUCUUUUAAAUGCUUGGAGUGUGGAAAGAGCUUUUUUUUCAGCACCAGCCUGAUUUCUCACCAAACUCUCCACACAGGGGAGAAACCGUAUAAUUGUUUGGAAUGUGGGAAGAGCUUCAGUAGCAACAAAUACCUCACGGCUCACCAACGAAUCCACACGAGGGGAAAGCCAUUUAAGUGCUCGGAGUGCGGAAAGAGCUUCCGUCAGAGUUCAGACUUCACUUCUCAUCAGAGAACCCACACAGGGGAGAAACCGUACAAAUGUCUGGAGUGUGGAAAGAGGUUCAGUACUAGCAAAUACCUCGCUUCCCACCAACGGAUUCACAGCGGGGAGAAACCAUAUACAUGCUCGGAGUGUGGUAAGAACUUCACCCACAAGACAAAUCUCACCAAACAUCAGAGAAUCCAUAGAGCAGAUAAACCACAGAACUGUUAAGGAAUGCAGAAUUUGUUUCAUCUAACUCUGAGGUCUGUUUUGGAAUUGCUGUUGGUGAAUGUACUGAAUCGUAAUCCAAGAUGGAGGCACUAUUGCUAGGGGUUCUGGCGACUUUGAGACUGGGUUUCUCUUCCCCCUUUAGAAGCAAAUCUGAAGCUUAGGGAUACUCCUAGAUCUGGUUUAGCAGCUGAAGGGUCAUGGGUAGAGGUAGCAAGGAGUAACUGUCUGUGCCCAAGAUGAGGCCUGCUCUCCCUUGCUGUACCCUUUCAAAAUAAACCUCACUACACAUCACGGAAAAGGAAAACAAAAAUUCCUGAAUUGUUGGGUUAGGCAACGCAACAAUUCUCAUCCACAAAUUCACUCGGGAGAGAAAUGAGAUAACUGAUCCGAGUUUCAAAUCAGAACCAGUGAAGGCGGUAAAGGUCCUGUGUGAGUGCCUGGAGGUGGUUGGAGGAUGGAUGUUGGCUAAUGGAUUGAGGUUGAAUCCUGAUAAGACAGAAGUACUGUUUUGGGGGGAGGGUGGGUGUGGGGGACUCCCUGGUCCUGAAUGGGGUAACUGUGCCCCUGAAGGACCAGGUGCGCAGCCUGGGAGUCAUUUUGGACUCACAGCUGUCCAUGGAGGCACAGGUCAAAUCUGUAUCCAGGGCAGCUAUUUACCAGCUCCACCUGGUAUGCAGGCUGAGACCCUACCUGCCCGUGGACUGUCUCGCCAGAGUGAUACAUGCUCUAGUUAUCUCCCGCUUGGACUACUACAAUGCGCUCUAUGUGGGGCUACCUUUGAAGGUGAUCCGGAAACUACAACUAAUCCAGAAUGCGGCAGCUAGACUGGUGACUGGGGGCGGCCGCCGAGACCACAUAACACCGGUCUUGAAAGACCUACAUUGGCUCCCAGUACAUUUCCGAGCACAAUUCAAAGUGUUGGUGUUGACUUUUAAACGCCUAACGGCCUCGGCCCAGUAUACCUGAAGGAGCGUCUCCACCCCCAUCCUUCUGCCCGGACGCUGAGGUCCAGUGCCGAGGGCCUUCUGGCGGUUCCCUCACUGCAAGAAGCCAAGUUACAGGGAACCAGGCAGAGGGCCUUCUCGGUAGUGGCGCCUGCCAGGUGGAACGCCCUCCCACCAGAUGUCAAAGAGAUAAACAACUACCUGACAUUCAGAAGACAUCUGAAGGCAGCCCUGUUCAGGGAAGUUUUUAAUGUAUGACAUCUUAGUGUAUUUUUGGUCUUUGUGGAAGCAGCCCAGAGUGGCUGGGGAAACCCAGCCAGAUGAGCGGGGUACAAAUAAUAAAUUAUUAUUACUACAGAAAGCGCUAUGCCAGGGAAAAACCGUAUAAAAGCCUGGUGUACAGAAGCAGUUUUUCUUGGAAGACCAUUGUCACUAAACAUCAAAGAAUCCACACAGCAGAGAAGCGACAGAAAAGCCAGGGGUGCAGAAUGACUCGGAGCCGAACUGGUUUCCCUCUGGUUUUCUUGAACUACAUGCUCCUUGGUUGGGGCUGGUGGAAGUUGUAAUCUGAGGGCACCAGGUUGGGGGACAGCUGAACUAUAGUCACAGCACAAUCCCCGAAUUAGUUUUGGAGUGGCCAGUAUUGACUGUAUCAAAUUCUAAUUGACAUGAGAGAGCUGCUAUUGGCUGAAAUUCUUUGUGGGGCUCCCCCUCUUUUGAAUGAAGUCCACACCAUACAUUUAAAUCACCACAAUGCCAGUUUUAAAAUUUGUGGCAGAGAGUUGUUAGGAGAACCCCUGUUCCCAUCAGAGAGCUACAAUUCCCAGAGUUCCCUGUGAAGACUGACCGUGAAACCAGUCUGGGAAUUGUAGUUCUGUGAGGGAACAGCUCUAAACGCCUCUCAUAAUUGAUGUGUAUACGUAACUGAAAUGUGUUACUGAACUUACUGAAAAAUGUGUUGUCGUCGUUACCGUUUAGUAAUAGGCAAAUUAAUGCAUCUAGCUGAAAGUUGUUAGGAGACCCCAAAUUCUCCUUACAGAGCUGCCAGUCUUGGAGGUCCCUGUAGAGAAGAACUGAUUGUUAAAUCCCUCUGGGAACUGUGGCUCUUUGAGAGGAAUCGGGAGUCCCAGUGCGGAUUAUAACAAAUAAAACGCAGUUAGAAUCAUAAAAUUGCAAGGGUCUUCUCGCUCAGGAAUUCUGCCCCAAGCCAUCCUUAGGUGGGCUCGAGCCACCAAGCUUUUGGUUAACAGCCAGAAACACUCACUUAUUGGCCCAUGAGACUUUAAAGCACCUUAUGAAUCACAGAAUAUGAUGGGUUUUAAAAAUAAAGAUCUGAGGUGUCGAAAGGGCAAAGAGGAUUGUCUUUUGAGGGGAGGUGGGGAUUAAUCAGAAAAGUCUUCCAAGUCAGUGGUCCCUAAACCUUUUCUCCCAAGAACCACUUGGAAAUUGAUGAGGGUCUUGACCAGGGGUCAGGAAACUUUUUCAGCAGGGGGCCGGUCCACUGUCCCUCAGACCUUGUGGGGGGCCGGACUAUAUUUUUUCUGGGGGGGAAAUGAACGAAUUCCUAUGCCCCACAAAUAACCCAGAGAUGCAUUUUAAAUAAAAGGACACAUUAUACUCAUGUAAAAACACACUGAUUCCUGAACCAUCCGUGGGCUAAAUUUAGAAGGUGAUUGGGCCGGAUCCAGCCCCCGGGCCUUAGGUUGCCUACCCAUGGUCUUGACAGAUCUCCCCAAACACUCUCCCCUCCCCACAACACUUUUUGGUGCAAAUCCAUCAUUUUAGAGAAGCCAUUUUAAGAUCCCACAUCUAUCGUGGCACAAAUUCCCUCUGCCAUUUAAAUGGAUUAAUGCCUUUCUCCCUUUAUUCAUACAUGUUCCAGAAAUUCACAUCCCUACAAUUAAUUUAGGAGUGAAGUUUGGCUGUAAAAUUGCCCACUGGCAUUUCGCACCCGGGCCACAGGCCUGAGUAGGCCGGCAGUUCGACCUGUGGAGCAUCUCCCCGUUGCUACAAGACCGAUUGAUUGAUAGAAUAUAUUUGUAUAUCGCCAUUUCGUUUUUAAAAAUAUUGACGUGGUUUGCGACAAUUAGAGCACAAUAAAGAACAAUACAAAAAAUUGAUACAGAUCGCCAGCUAUUACAGAAAAUGCUUUUUUUUUAUGGUCUGCAUAACCCUGGAGGCAAAGACAUGCUGAAGAUUGUCUUGUGUUGUUCUCUAUUUAAAUUACAGUAGAAUCGUUGAGUUGGAAGGGAUCCCGAGGGUCAUCUAGUCCAGCCCCCUGCAAUGCAGGAAUCUCAACACGCUGUCGCCCAUCCAAUUUGAAACCAUAUCAGGCCCUGCUUAGCUUUGCAAAUGUGCUAGCAGUAUUUCUAUACUUUGCAAAUGCCUCUAUUUACUAGUGCAUGUAAAUAUGGAGAAAAUCUGCACUCUUUUCGGGGGCAUGUCAACUCCUUCCUUAGGUCGGGACCAGGGAUCUUGUAUUUUUUUCCUGUAGAAGAUAUAAUCGAAGGGUCGGUAGCCUUUGCCUCAUCCAGAUGAUGAUGAACUUCAGUUUUCAUCAUCCCUGACCAUUGGCAAAGGCUGAUGGGCGUUAACGUUUAUUUGUUCAUUUAUUAAAUUUCUGUACAGUGGACACUCUUUAUUUGUUCAUUUAUUAAAUUUCUAUACAAUGGUA